Messenger RNA from Danio rerio (zebrafish), 4728 nucleotides. The record is from RefSeq and is a predicted model, not a curated record. Lineage: Eukaryota; Metazoa; Chordata; Actinopteri; Cypriniformes; Danionidae.
UCUGCUCACCACGUGACAUGACAUCUGCUGGUUAUAGCAACUAGAGAAAACCAGUAAUAUAGAUGUAGAGAAGGGAUCGUGGUGGCACACCGGAGUCCACACGGCAUCAGUGCGCAGUCGCUUCACCAGUCAGAGCUUCUGUCUCCAACGCUGCCGUUACGCACAGGUUCAUCUCGUCUCCAAACACCUGAUUUACAGAGACACGUACGCGGAUUUUCACCCUCUCUAUGAAAGAAUGUAAGGCAGAUAUGUAGGCUUUCCUCUGAAGGAUAUGGUCACUGUUAAGCUGCCAAAGUGGAGCCGCGCGUAUCACGGAUCGGGGCGCUCCUGCAGGGUCUAGGAUGCGCGCCCGGAACAUCCCGAUUCUUACCCGGGUUCGGGGCUGAGCAGGACUCCGCUGCCCCUGCUGGGCGCAGAGGCGGGAGGAGGACGCAGUCGACCCGCACCAGGAUGCCUGUGAUGAGAGGUCUGCUGGCCCCGCAGAACACCUUCCUCGACACCAUCGCCACCCGUUUCGAUGGCACCCACAGUAACUUUGUGUUGGGGAACGCGCAAGUCCAGUCUCUCUACCCCAUCGUUUACUGUUCUGAUGGCUUCUGUGAGCUCACUGGUUAUGCCCGUGCAGAGCUGAUGCAGAAGAGCUGUGCAUGUCAUUUCCUCUAUGGGCCGGAGACCAGUGACAGGCUGAUGGCACAGAUCCAGGGUGCACUGGACGAGAGGAGGGAGUUCAAGACAGAACUGGUCUUCUACAAAAAAGGAGGAACUCAGUUCUGGUGUCUUCUGGAUAUCGUGCCCAUUAAGAAUGAGAAGGGAGAGGUGGUGCUCUUUCUAGUGUCACACAAGGACAUUACAGACAACAAGAAAGACCAAGAUGAAGAGCAGAGCCCAGAAAGAGACGAGGAGACGGGGUUGGAGGUGCACAAGGUCACACGGCCACCGGGCUUCAAUGCCAACCGGCGGCGCAGUAGAGCUGUGCUUUACCAGCUGUCUGGACACUUGCAGAAACAAGACAAGAGCAAACUCAAGAUCAAUAAUAACAUGUUUGGCGAGAAGCCGCCCAUACCAGAGUACAAAGUGGCAGCCAUUCAGAAAAGCCGUUUCAUUCUUCUCCAUUACGGCACCUUCAAAGCAGGCUGGGAUUGGCUCAUCCUGUUAGCAACCUUUUAUGUAGCAGUUACUGUGCCCUACAAUGUCUGUUUCACCGUCGUUGGAGGGCGAGAUGAAGCAUCAACCCCUAGAAGUCCACCGAGUGUGAGCGACAUUCUGGUGGAAAUUCUUUUCAUGUUAGAUAUUGUACUAAACUUCCGCACCACAUUUGUGAGCACAUCAGGCCAGGUGGUAUAUGAUGCUCGCUCUAUAUGUGUGCAUUACGUCACCACCUGGCUCUUUGUGGACCUGAUUGCUGCGCUGCCAUUUGACCUGUUGUAUGCCUUCAAUGUCAGUGUGUACUUCGGGGUUCAUCUGUUGAAGACGGUCCGAUUGUUACGGCUUCUACGCUUGCUACAAAAGCUGGAGCGCUACUCCCAAUACAGUGCAGUAGUGCUCACAUUACUCAUGUCCAUGUUUGCCUUGCUGGCACAUUGGAUGGCCUGUGUCUGGUACAUCAUUGGCCGCAGCGAGAUAGAGAACAACAGCCCUGGUUCAUGGGACAUUGGCUGGUUGCAUGAGCUGGGCAAACGUUUGGGCACUCCAUACUUCCUGUCACCUCUCGCAUCCCUCAUUCCUGACUCUCUGCGCCCCACCAUCCUGGACGGCCUGGUGGUUAAUUCCAGCCAGUGGAACGGCUCUGAUCUGGUGGCUCAUGAGCCGGUGUGGAACUCCAGCCAGCUGAACUCCACAGGCACAGCGCCAGCGGCCCCUUCAAAUGCUGGACAGACUGGAGCCGUACUGGGAGGAGGACCCUCCAUCCGCAGCUCAUAUGUGACAUCGCUGUACUUCGCUUUAAGCAGUCUGACCAGCGUGGGCUUUGGCAACGUCUCAGCCAAUACCGACUCAGAGAAGAUCUUCUCUAUCUGCACCAUGCUGAUCGGAGCACUCAUGCACGCUGCAGUCUUCGGUAACGUGACGGCCAUUAUCCAGCGGAUGUACUCGCGCCGCUCACUCUAUCACACUCGAACCAAAGACCUCAAAGACUUCAUCCGUGUGCAUCGACUGCCCAAAGCCCUUGCGCAGCGCAUGUUGGAGUGCUUUCAGACCACAUGGUCCGUCAACAAUGGCAUUGAUGUCAGCGAGCUUCUGAAGGACUUUCCAGAUGAACUGCGGGCCGACAUCGCCAUGCACCUGAAUAAAGAGCUGCUGCAGCUGCCUCUGUUUGAAUCGGCCAGUCGAGGGUGCCUGCGAUCGCUCUCUCUCAUUAUCAAAACCUCUUUCUGCGCUCCAGGAGAGUUCCUCAUCCGCCAGGGUGACGCUCUGCAGGCCAUAUACUUUGUCUGCUCGGGCUCCAUGGAAGUGCUCAAGGACAACACUGUGCUGGCUAUACUGGGAAAAGGGGAUCUGAUUGGAUCGGAUUCGCUAACAAAAGAGCAGGUGAUCAAGACUAACGCAAACGUGAAAGCACUGACGUAUUGUGACCUGCAGUACAUCAGCCUGAAAGGACUGCGAGAAGUGCUGCGCCUCUAUCCUGAAUACGCCCAGAAAUUUGUCAGUGAAAUUCAGCAUGAUCUCACCUAUAACCUGCGGGAGGGCAGCGGAGCUGAUCUGGACUGGGAAAGUAAUGGUGGUCUGGUGAAGAAACUGCCUGCUAUCCGUGAGGAUGAGGAGAAUGAUGAAGAGCAGAACUCUGUGUCAAGGGCCCCACGUUCACCUCUUCGUCUGACCAGGGCCCUCAGCUCCCCCUUGCGAUCACCCCUCCUUCCCCCCCGACCCUUCCGUGCUCCAUCUGAGAGCAUGCGACCCGCCACCCUCCAGAUCCCUGUGGUCAGUUUCAGCAGCGCCCCUCCAGAACUCAGCCCCAGGUUCGUGGACGGCAUAGAAACAGAAAGCAAUUCCAGCUCAACACAAAGGUUUGAGUUCGGUCCCAGCCUACCUCAGAGUGGCCCUCCAUCCCCUUCCCCAGUGAGCCAAGAGCAGCUGGAGUCAAAGCAGAGCAUCACCAAACUGAGUGAGGAGAUGACUAGUCUAUCCCAGCAAGUCUCUCAGCUGAGCAAAGAGCUACAGGAAAUGACACGUCUCCUCCGGCCCAUACUUGUCAUGGGAUCUCAAACCCUCCUGACUGCCCUCAGUCCAACAAUGCCUCAGUCUCCCAGCAGUUGCAGUGGUCCAACAAUACCCACGCCACCAGCUCCUUCACCCACAGCCUCACCAUCCACGCCACUCAGGCCAACUUGCUCCCUAUUGGACAGCGCAGACACCGGGAGCAUUGGCUUACCCAGUUGUCUCCUACCCACCAGCCCACCACUGAGACCCCAUGCACAGGUUCAGGUGUCUCCAACAGGCUGUUCGAGAGGGCCUUCCCUGCCAGUCCUCAUUUCUCCAGUGACAGCCCAAACUGAGGGGCCUGGCACCCAGGCAGCUCCAAACCAGCCACCACAAGCCAAUCAGCCCCCUUCUCCAUCUUUAACCUUUUCAUACUCACUGCCAUCUUUCCGCUCCCAGUCUUCUUCCUGCUCCCCCUGCCAGGGGCCUCACCGACCUGCCAGUCACAGCAGAGGUUUGCUACCUCAGCCCCCCUCACUGGACAACCCAAAUCCACCACUCUCACAUUGCUCGGCCCCACCCUCAAUCAAUAACUCCCCAGGAGACCAAAGGGUGGGUUUCAGCCAGUUCCCCUCGUCCCCUUCCUCCUCUCGCAUCCAGCCACGGGCAUGCACUCCUCCUUCUUCUUCUUGUCCACACACAUCUCCACCCUUGCCCUGCUCUCUGGACUCCCUGCCAGAAACACAGGCCUCUUUUGGCCCUUCAUGGUUGCCGCAGAACACCGUCCCGGGACCUCCCCAGUUAGAGAUUGAAAUGCAAGAGUGGGCAGCAACAGCAGGGAGGCCCAGCACAGAGCAUAUCAGCUUCAUAGAUGAAGAAGGACCACCACUGUGAGAGACUGAAUAAAGAUGACUAGCUGACUUAGCAAAUAAGGGAGUGGUGAACUGGGCUAACUGCAAUGUCCCCAACAAACCUCCAUACCGAAUUGAUUGCUUUCCCAUUAGGAUGACACUCUUAUAACUACACAAGUUGUGGCUCUGUUCCAAAACUUAGUGAGCUGCCUAAUCAGACAGCUUAGUUAUCCCAUGCUCCAAAAGUAGACAUCUAAAUGGGUUAUCUUUAAAGGUACAUUGUUUGGCCAGAAUUUCAGAUCGCAGUGUGAGCUAGUUACAAAUGCAACCCAGGAUUGUCCCACCCGUUAAAUUGCUAAAACCACACAAGAAACACAUGCUACAUGAAUGCCAUCUAUUCUUCAUAGAUAGAACCAUUUUGACUGUUUGCACAUUAUGUUGCAGCGGUCUGAUGAAGCUUUUAGGUUGAGGUUAAAUUGUAAUUCCAAGGUCUAGAGCAGGGGUGCCCAAACCCGGUCCUGGAGGGCUGAUAUCCUGCAUAUUUAGUGCUAACCCCAAUUAGACCCAUCUGAAACAGCUAAUCAAAGUCUUUUAAGGUGUACUAAAACAUGGGUGUCCAAACUCAGUCCUGGAGGGCCGGUGUCCUGUUGAGUUUAACUUACCUCAGCACACCUGCCAGGAAGUUUCUAGUAUAUCUAGUAAGAGCUUGAUUAGCAGGUUCAGGUGUGUUUGAUUAGGGUUG